GAGAUAUUGAUAGUACACCUAACUCAAGUUCAUUUAGAAGGCUCAACCGAUCUAGAUCUAAUAGUAUGAGUUCAUUUAAAUAUAGGAGGACUGAUGAAAAUAAUUAUGGAAUACUGAAGGGGAACGGUAUUGGCACAAUUCAGGAGCCUUUUAUCAAGUUAAAAAAUGUAUUUGAAUCCAAGGAAAUUCCCACCAACAUUGGCUUCAAUAUUGAAGUAAAAUAUCCAAUGAUUGAUGAGGCCGAAGACUUCAAACUUCCAGCAUAUUAUACAGAAUUAAAUACGUUUUGUGAUAAGAUUCUUGAAUGCGUAUACGAGUACGCACAACCUGGACGUAAAAUUAUUUUUUCAACAUUUCAUCCAGAGACUUCACUAAUGCUCGCAAAUAAACAAUCAUGCUACCCAGUAUUUUUCUUGACCGAUUGUGGAGUUACACGAAUGGCGGAUGCUAGAUGUAAUUCUGUACAAGCAGCAAUUAGAUUUGCUAAAAUUGCUGGUUUAUCAGGACUUGUUACUAAUUCUGAUCCUAUUAUCGAGGCUCCAGGAUUAGUUAAAGUUAUUAAAAAUGCUGGCUUACUACUUUUUACUUACGGUAAAUCAAAUAAUAAGACUGAGAACGUGCAAUUACAAGAAAGAGCUGGUGUAGAUGCU
Molecule: messenger RNA, 650 nt
Organism: Dentiscutata heterogama
Lineage: Eukaryota; Fungi; Glomeromycota; Glomeromycetes; Diversisporales; Gigasporaceae
Source: the annotation of a GenBank genome assembly